This is a messenger RNA of Acanthaster planci (crown-of-thorns starfish), 988 nucleotides long. RefSeq names its product cytochrome c oxidase subunit 6C-like. The record is from RefSeq and is a predicted model, not a curated record. NCBI's taxonomy places the organism in Eukaryota, Metazoa, Echinodermata, Asteroidea, Valvatida, Acanthasteridae.
UGUUGCUCUGGAUAAAAGGUUGAAGCCGGUUGUAGCAGCCAUCUUGGAGUCGAAAGCGUUGGGAACGAGACUUCGAAUCACCAUGUCUGCCCUACCGAGACCACAGAUGAGAGGCUUGCUUAACAGUCAUCUCAAGAAGCACUUUGCCAUUGGAGUGGUUCUGGCGAUUGCGGGUGCUGCAGGCGUCAAAUUCUUCAUCUACGAUUGGAGGAAGGCCAAGUACGCUGAAUUCUACCGGACGUACGAUGUACAGAAGGACUUUGAGAGGAUGAGAGAACUAGGGGUGUUCCAGUCUGUCCGUCCACUCAGUGAAUCAGGAGGGGAUGAAUAGAUGUCUUACUCAGUAGCCUAGUUACACGUUUUUCCUUCAGUUGUGUUGUAUCAACUUGUAACCGAAGGGGAGAGUGUUGCUGUGGAGAUGGAACCCGGAAGGAAAUGGAAACCCAAACUAAGGAACUUCAAUUGGUUUUUUUCUUAUCCCAGCCAAAUCACCAUAAACUUUCUGGAGCAUGGACAUCAACUUCAUUUCCCUGCGUCCAAGCAUAUGAAGGGACGAAUCUUCAACAGCCUUGAAUCGUGCAUAGUAGCAAGCUUGCGGUAUCCAGCUCCAUUUCCUUGACUAGCUUUGACAAAAUAGUUCCUGUUUUUCACAUGGUGUGUAACUUUUUAAGAGAAAUACACAAUGAAGAAAAUGUAGCAUUCAGUUUGUAGUCGGUUUUAAUGUCCAAACUUUUAAAAUAAAUCUUGUCUUGUGGUUUAAAAAUAAAAGAUUAUUCGUGGGAGUGCAUGACUGAUUUGCUGGAAACAUCUGACCAGGAAUUGCAGCAUCGUUAAACCUAACCCCCAGCCUGCUUUGGCUAGAAACCCUGCCAGAUGCAUCAAACUGCAUCGUUUGUCAAAGCGGCUUAACUGCCCAGUGUAACAAGAUCCAACAGGUCAACUCUCCUCAAGGCCAAACAGCCUGGGAGUCUGGGGUUGCCAAUCACCA